GCGGGCGGCAGAAACAGCAACAGCAGCCACUUGCUACACUUGUGGCGGCACGACGGGCGGAGGGAGACAGCGCACGGAUCGGGUCUGGGGAAGGCGGCGCCUCCGUGAUCCGCCGGCAACACAGGCGGAACUGAGAUUGUGAAGCAGGAGGGACGGGAGAGGUCGGCUCGGCUCGGCUCGGCGGCAGGAGGGGCGACACUCGUACCCACACGUGUGUGUACACGCAGGGCAGCACCCAGCUCCGACAGCGCUCAGGCCAGCACCCAACCUCGGUCACCAUGCCCAAGAAGAAGCCGGGACCCAUUCAGCUGCACCCGAGUCCCGAUGGAUCAGCAAUCAACGGCACCACUUCCGCAGAGACAAAUUUGGAAGCUCUGCAGAAGAAGUUGGAAGAACUCGAGUUGGACGAACAACAGCGGAAACGGCUGGAGGCCUUUCUGACUCAGAAGCAGAAGGUUGGCGAGCUGAAGGACGAUGACUUUGAGAAGAUCUCGGAACUGGGUGCGGGCAACGGAGGCGUUGUAUUCAAGGUCUCCCACAAGCCCUCCGGCCUAAUCAUGGCCCGAAAGCUGAUCCACCUGGAGAUAAAGCCAGCCAUUCGCAACCAGAUCAUCCGAGAGCUUCAGGUCCUGCACGAGUGCAAUUCUCCCUACAUCGUGGGAUUCUACGGUGCUUUCUACAGCGACGGGGAGAUCAGCAUCUGCAUGGAGCACAUGGAUGGUGGAUCAUUGGAUCAAGUGCUAAAAAAGGCUGGAAGAAUUACAGAAGAAGUCCUGGGCAAAGUGAGCAUAGCUGUUAAUAAGGGACUGGCCUACCUGCGGGAGAAGCACAAGAUUAUGCACCGAGAUGUUAAGCCUUCGAACAUCCUGGUGAAUUCCCGUGGUGAAAUCAAGCUGUGUGAUUUUGGGGUCAGUGGGCAGCUGAUUGACUCGAUGGCCAAUUCGUUUGUUGGGACCAGGUCCUACAUGUCUCCGGAACGACUCCAGGGAACACACUAUUCCGUUCAGUCUGACAUCUGGAGUAUGGGCCUCUCCCUGGUGGAGAUGGCCAUCGGCAGAUAUCCAAUUCCUCCACCUGAUGCUAAGGAGCUUGGACAUAUCUUUGGCUGCCACAUGGGUGAAGACUCGACAUUCUCCGAGCAGAGCAGUCGACCACCUGGGCGUGCCGGGAGCUCCUUUGGUCUGGACAGUCGACCUCCGAUGGCGAUAUUUGAACUGUUGGAUUACAUCGUGAAUGAGCCGCCACCUAAAUUGCCAUCUGGAGUUUUCAGUGACGAAUUCCAGGAUUUUGUGAACAUUUGCUUGAUAAAGAAUCCUGCUGAGAGAGCAGACUUGAAGCAGCUUAUGGCUCAUUCCUUCAUCAAGCGAUCGGAGGCGGAAAAGGUGGAUUUUGCAGGCUGGCUGUGUACAACAAUCGGCUUGAAGCAGCCAAGCACUCCCACGCACACUCCCACAGUCUAAAUCACUUGUGCCGCUAAACCACUGUUGUCUUUGUGCAGCAAACUGAUGGAUGUUUCUGCUGAUGUUACCUCAUCAAUAACCCUUUAUCCCAUUAUAUAUUUAAAGAGAUGUAUUUACAUUUUUAAAGGAAUGAUGUCUGUUAAAAUUUAACUGCCCUUCUUAAAUUUUAGUAUUUGCUAAUGGGUAUAGAUAGCAAGUUGGUCUUAUUUUGGGGUCAGUGCCAUGAGGGAAUGAGUUGAGGGAAGCUGACUUUUUAAAGGGAUGGUACUAAACUAUUGCACACAAAUUUUGUGGAUAAUUAUGGAAACGCCUUGCUACUUGCAGACCCAUAACUCGUCAUUUUAAAGAGAGGGUCUGCUGGUCCCUAGGUGGCACUUGUAGAACGCUCUGAAUACUUACUAAUAUAUACACUGCACUACAUGUAGAGAAACUGGAAUCUCGAGUUCAGUGACACAUUCUAAUUUAUUUCCACUGCAAGCCUCAACAUGUUCCCAAAGGUGUGGCAGGUUAUCUGCUCACUAGUGUAACUCUAAAAACAGGAGAUGGAUGGGUGGAGGGAACUGAAAUUAGAAUUCUUAUCUCAACAUUUGCUUCAAAUCAGCCAGACUGACUAUAAGCUUAGGAAUUCCAUGAGAGCCUGUUACUAAGAGGGUUGAAUUGAGCUGCAAUUCCUCCACACUUGCCUUUUGGGAUUUCAGUACAAACUGGGGAGGUGGAGGAGUGUGAUAGUACUGCAGCAUUUGAGACCAAAUGGUGCACCCAACCUCUAGCAGUUCAGUGGCUUUCCUGCAAAGGUAGGAUUUCUGCCUGACAGCUUAAGGCAUGAUAGCUCGUCUGAUUCUUUAGCAAAAGGAAUUGAUCCAAAGCUUGCACACAUGCUCGAGAAAAGCCCAGUUCAGAGGGGCAAUUACAUGCUCUUGCUACAUGCUCUUGCUGCUGUCUUCCUUUCUCUCAUUGUGGGGUCAAUUAGAUUAUUCUGUUCAAGAUGAAGCCUGGCCCAAUUAUUGCUACAAUGCCCUAAAGGUACUUUAGACAAACUCGAUCACAGCAAAGGACAGCAGCAAAACAGUGCAAAAGGCAAAACAUUCUGGACUGAGACAAUGUCGGAAAUACUUGUGACCAGCACUGGGAGGUAUGUACCAAAUUUUAAGCACGUGCAGUGUUAAAAGGAUGAGAAAGGAAUUAUGGCACAGUGCAUGAAUGAGAUAAUUAUGUUUGAGUGAAUUUAGUGGACCAUAAAUGGCAGUAAUUGAAUCCAUAACAAUAACUAAGGCCAGAAACUGAUAAUUUAUUGAGUACAGAAGGCUGUAGGAUUCUAUCAAAACAUACAAAUGUUUUCCUUGAGUUUAUUAACAUAUAAGAGGCAAUGAUUAGAAUUAAUGGAUGGCACUGCCUGCUGUACCACGUUGGAAUAAGGAAGAGAUGGGCUCAGUCACUUUUACAUUUGGUCAAAGGCACUAAGUUUUGGGUAAGUUUUCUUUGGCAUAACCUGCUGUGUGCCUCAAGUUAUGUACCUAUGCAGUGAAUUUUGUACUUGAGCUGGAUUAUAAAAUCGAAGAACAUUGAUUUCCAUUCCCACAGUUCCUCCAGCUGUGUUUUUGCUCAUUAAUUUCUCAGUUGAGUUAAAGCCAGAGAUUAAUCUUUCUAGCACAGCCCCUAUUUCCAUCGCUCCAAGUUGUUCAAUUACCCCCCACAACAGAUUCAUAUAAUUUUACUACAUUAUGGAAUGUAGUUACACGGGCUUGCAUUAUCAAUUGAGUAUCACAUGAAGUAAUUUCAAUAAAAUUGGCUGUGCUUGAGGGCAAACUUUUGAUUAGUCUGGAUUGACAGUUAAAACUGACUUAAACGCUGUCAGUUUUACAUUCAUAGAAUACUGUUCUCACCAAUGACAUCUAAAGUGUACGAACCGUGGAGCAAAUAGGAUCUCUAUGUGAAUUUCAAAGUCAUUAGUACUUUAACCAAUUAACAAUCAUUAAUUUGUAAAGCAAAAACAUUGAAGUAGAAAUGUACAUUCCUAUUUGUAGUCGGUGAGCAGAUAUCUUGUACAUUGAUUAAUUCAGCUGCUAUAGCCAUAAGAUGGCCAUCCUUCACUCAAUAGCUAUAGGUUCUUGCCCAGUUGUUUAUCAGGUGCACAACUAGCCCCCAGUGGUGUAAAUGUGCAUGGGUAAAGUAAUGCUCCAGAUUAAUAUUCCAUCUUUAUUUUGAUAUUGGCAUUAGGAAGCAAGUGCAUUUGGUACAACUCAACUGCUCUACAUUGCUGAGGCCCCUGCCACUCCUUUGCUAUGAAUCUUAAUGUAUUUAAGUGCUUUAGUACUGAUGUUGAAAAAAAAAAUCAGUAUAACACAUUGGAAGCUCUCUGGGGAUCAAAUGUGCAGUACAUUAAAUCAGACUAUCUUUCUUUUAGACCACGUGUAAUCAGUGAGAAAAUAUUGACUGCUAAAAUGGUGUGAAUCAAGUGUGCAAUUCAAACCCUCAACCUGUGUUCUUGCUAAAGUUUUCACCAUUAAAGUCUAUUGUUGCAA
Messenger RNA from Leucoraja erinaceus (little skate), 3982 nucleotides. RefSeq names its product mitogen-activated protein kinase kinase 1 (gene map2k1). Gene Ontology annotation, molecular function: ATP binding; protein kinase activity. The record is from RefSeq and is a predicted model, not a curated record. Bases 279 to 1460 code for a protein of 393 amino acids. The transcript has 11 exons. Lineage: Eukaryota; Metazoa; Chordata; Chondrichthyes; Rajiformes; Rajidae. Gene Ontology annotation, biological process: protein phosphorylation.